AUGGCUCAAAUCAACUUCUUAUCACUUUUCAUUCUCACAUUCAUUGCCACCACAAUGGCCGUGACUCCUUCAUCGAACACCACCACUAAAACCUACAACAAUUACAUCAAAACAUCAUGCAACACCACCACUUACCCAUCGGUUUGCUUAAAAUCCCUCCUCCCUUACGCUACGGCGGUCAAAUCAAACCCGCUUAGACUCGUCAAACAAGCCCUCUCCGUCACCCUCAAGUCCGCUUCCACCACUCGUUCCGCCAUCUCAAAACUAGCCAAGGCCAAGAACAUAACCAAAGGUGAUGCUGCCGUCCUCAGAGACUGCAUUGAAGAUAUUCAGGAUUCCAUUGGUGAAAUCAAAGACUCACUCAACGCGCUUUCCAGCCUUAAAUCGUCUACAAAUAAGAAGUUCGUGAUUUCUAACGCGCAGACUUGGACUAGUGCGGCCAUCACCGACGAGUACUCCUGCACCGAUGGGAUUUCAGAUGAAGAUGUUAGUCCGGAGGUCAAGAAGAAGAUCAGGAGUGGCAUAAUGAGUAUUGCAAGGAUGAGUAGCAAUGCUUUAUAUCUCAUUAAUCACCUCAAAAUUUGA
Molecule: messenger RNA, 585 nt
Organism: Helianthus annuus (common sunflower)
Lineage: Eukaryota; Viridiplantae; Streptophyta; Magnoliopsida; Asterales; Asteraceae
Product: pectinesterase inhibitor 11
Exons: 1
Coding region: 1-585 (194 amino acids)
Biological process (GO): negative regulation of catalytic activity
Molecular function (GO): enzyme inhibitor activity
Source: RefSeq, a predicted model, not a curated record